CGUGCGUGCCGCCAACACACGCGCGCGCGCAACCGUCCGCCGACAGUAUAAUAUUUUAUUAAGACACGACCCGUCCGACAGCUGCAGACCGACCGCAUCGGCACGCCGCGCGUCAGUACCGUUCGAAAAUCGUAAUAAUAUAUUAUAAAUCUAUCGCGCGACCGUCACGGCGACAGCGUAAUAAUUAACAAUUAUAAUUAUAUAAUUAGAUUAUAAUAAUUGUAACGCGAUCGCGAUCGACGCGGGUGUUCCGACCGUCGACGCCGCCGCGCCAUGGAAUCGCGCGGGGCGCUGCUGCUGCUGGUCAUGUACGUCGCGGCGUUCCAGCGACCGGCGCACGGUCAAGACUGUCCAGAUGGCGUUCCAGUAACGUACGUCAAAUACAGUAAUUCGGCUCCGAGAUCUGUGGUGCAGCCGAUCCUAUUGUACGCCAGCACUCCCGGAGUCGCCAUAACUGCAGAAUGUUACAACAGAUGUAGAAAGUCUGUGGACUGCGCCGGUUUCAUAAUAGAUUACACGUCGACGUCGUGUUACCGGGUGCCCAACAUGGGAAGUUCCACCGACAACAUCGUCGUCACCCCAAAUGUAAACUUUUUUAGGAAAGCGUGUCUCCGCGUCCCCGAAUCGUGUAACCGAAGAGCGUGGCCGAUCGAGGUAUCCAUGAACUACGAAAUAAGCGGUUUUCAGUAUUCGGUCGUGCCCAAUGUCGGCGACAAAUGGCGAUGCGCCCAGCUGUGCAUCGACCAAAACGAUUGCAAGUCGGCGAACUACUUUCGACUGACAAAGAUGUGUUCUCUGAACUCCGAAACCCGCAAGACCAAACCCACGGCGUUCAAUCCGAGUCGGAAUCAAGUCGAAUAUUUAGAAAACGAAUGCGCCAAUACACUGCCAGGUGCAAAUCAAAUUAGUUCGUGCUGGCACGAACCCGUAUAUGAUAGAACUUUACAACAAGUGGACUUGCAAGUAGAAAACAUUAAUAUUGAACAAUGCAAGGAGAGAUGUGAAUCUGAACAAUAUUUUAGCUGCAGAGGUUAUACUUUUAAAUGUCCUACAGAUGAGUUUGGUGGCACUCUUUGUCUUUUGCACGGUGACGAUACGAGCACAGCCGGCUCACUCAUUCCAUCGCCAUGUUCCACUUAUAUAGAAAGAAUUACUUGCAUUGAUUUAAGCGUCUCGUGUAGUGAUGAUUCUAUGAUAGUGUCGUUGAGAUCUCGGGGCUUCAAGGGCCGAAUGUUUGUACUGGGGAGGCCAGAAGAAUGCGGCGUUAACGGUCGCCAUACAGAUAUGACAACGAUUACUCUGCCGAUCGUCGAAAACCACACUCAACGUAAUCGCUGUGACGUCGUAGUGGCUAAAUCGGCAAACAGCAACAGGAAGUUGGCUACAGCUGUUGUCGUAGUACAACACCACCCGAUCAUACAAACCGUCGGCGAUCGAGUGACAAAAGUGUCGUGUGCUGUUGGUUCAAGUCCUCUACCGUCGUUCUUGGCGUCUAGACCGCAGAACAUCACUUUAGACGCUACAUUUGGUGUGGCAGAACCUAGCAUACAUAACACAAUAUACAACGACGGUGGAUACGAUCCGAAUGGUUUGGUAGGUUCGGCAAAUCAAGUCGCUAAGAUGAGAAUUUUGGAAGUGGGACGAAACGUAAAACAAGUAUCUGAAGUGAAACUUGGCGAUGAAUUGGAACUCCGGAUUGACGUGAAUCAACCAUAUAACGCAACACAAUUAAGGGCCGGCCACUUGAUUGCUAGUUCAGGAGAUGGUCUGGACUCUUUGUUACUUUUAGAUUGGAGAGGAUGUCCUCCAGAACCAUCGACAUUUCCGGUUUUGAAUUUAACACCUCCAAAUUCAAUGGUCGCAAGAUUCAAAGCAUUCCGUUUUCCUUCGUCACCUGUACUACGGUUUAGUCUCAUGAUGAUGUUUUGUGAUCAGCUGUGUAAGCCAAGUGAUUGUGGAAACGGACAAGUGUCCCAUGGUCGACGAAAACGCGAUGGACAUACCUCAGAAACUAAAACAAAGGAAGUACCAUUACAACUCGCAAUCGUAGUACGAUCUCUUGAAGAACAAGAAGAAAUUAUAGCCAGUCAAAGCCAAAUUAGUAAUAGUAACAAUAAUAAUGAUAGAUCAUCAAGAAGAUUGGAAGCUUCAGUAAUUCGCAACAAUGAAUGGUGCAUUACUUGGCCUAUAGGAUUAGCUAUUGGUAUAAUUCUAGUCACUAUGCAGACAUUACUUGUAUUAGGCUGUUGGUCAUUUUUUCGACGAUCAAAUCAAAAGGUCCUUAAUGAUCGUGUGACUUUAAAUUCUGACUUUCAACCAAGACAUGUCACUUGGGCCGACCACCAAUAAGAAUACAAAAUAAGUCUAAUAUGAUUUUGUUUGUACCUAUGUACGUUUACCAUAUUUUUUUUAAAUUUAUAUAUCGUUUAUAAUAAUUAUAAAGUUAUUAGAUAUAAUUAUUAUAUCUAAUAACUUUAUGUACAAAUUAGUUUGUAACCAAACAUAAAUUUAUUUUUUAAGAAAAGACGGGAAUUCAAUAAAACGUUAAGUUGUAUAUUAAAAAUCAUUAAUGUUAUUAUAAACAGAGUGGUACACCAAGAAUGCUCACACCAAAUUUUACCUUUAAUUAAGCAUUUAUUCAAAUUCUGGGUUUUUCAAUUUCUAAGUACGUACACAUAGAUUGUAUAUGCCGUUUAAAGAGUGUAGCGGUACAUACUUAUUUUUUUUCAAAUGAGAACAGCCCGUUUUUAUUAUAGAUUACUAAGCUGAUGAUUUAUUUUUUAAAUGUUUAUGUAAAAACAAAAUUUGGAAGAGUAUUUGAUUUCUAAGUUUUAAAUCGUAUGUAAGAUAAAGAAUAAAUUCUUAUAAAGAAUAUUAGUCCAUGUCAAUAUGUUUGCGUGGUACAUGCAACGGGUGCUACGACGAUUUGAAAAUCAAAGUAAAUAAUAUUAAUCUAUUGAUAUUUUAUCAUUUAUGAAAAUUAUCUGAAUAUAAUAAGUUCAAUAGGCUAAAUAUUAAAUGUAUUUUAUAUGUUAUGUAGGUAUAAUGGUUAGACAGAAUUAAAUUGAUGGCAUUGACGAUCUAAGUAAUUGAAUACAUUAUGGUAUUUAAGUAAAAAAAAUCAAAAUUUGAAUAAAUGCAUUGUUAAAGGAUAAAAUGGAGUGAGCAUGCUCGGUGAAUCACCUUGUAUAUACUAUGUAGUUAUCAGAUUAAGCCAAUCAAAAGUAUAUAUUUUCAUAGAAUUUCAAAAUUAGGUAUUAGGAACUAUGAAUUAUAAUUAUUAAAUACAAAAACAUAUCAAAUAUUAUCUACCUAAAAUUAGUUAAGAUUAAUUUAGCAACAACGCUACUCAGAGUACGCACGACCAGUGACUGUUUAUUAUUGUCUUAUAUUUGUUUAUCGAGCAUAUUAUUAUAUAAAAAUUAAAAUAUAAAGUGUAAAUCUAAAAAAAAUUCCGCCCUUGGAACGAAUAUAUAAAAUAUAAAUAAUAUAAUUAUGUUGCAUUACGAUAAACCUACAUUUAGUUACAAAUACAUAAUGCAUAUAUUUUUUAAUUGAUUUGUUUGUAUAAUAAAAUAGUGUAAAACUGAUAAUGUGUUACGAAAUGUACGAAAUAUUUAACGUUGGUAUAUUAGAAUAUGUUUAUAUAUAAGAAAAAGACAAGUGUUGCGUAGUCUAUGAGUAUUAAAUAAUAUUGAUUUUUUUUUAUAAAAUAAAUUUAUGAUUUGUAUAAAUUAUAUAAUUAUUAAUAAUUAAUUGUAAAAUAAGAUACUAUAAUUAAUAAGAUUUGUAAGAAAAUUAAAUACAAUUUUCAAUUUCCAUCAA
Metopolophium dirhodum (rose-grain aphid) is the source of this 3825-nucleotide messenger RNA. RefSeq lists its product as uncharacterized. Bases 274 to 2349 code for a protein of 691 amino acids. Lineage: Eukaryota; Metazoa; Arthropoda; Insecta; Hemiptera; Aphididae. The record is from RefSeq and is a predicted model, not a curated record. The transcript is spliced from 11 exons.